CUAGCCAUGAUUAUUGAAAAAAUGCAACCAGCGACCCUGAUUGGCCUCUCUCUGUUUUGUCAUCGUUGGUUUUUGUAAGCAAAACAACAAACUUGAUUUGAUUGAGAAGACAAAAAUAUGGCGAUGUGGGUAUUUGGGUACGGGUCUCUGAUAUGGAAAGUUGGGUUUAACUAUGAUGAUCGUGUUGUUGGUUUCAUUAAAGGAUAUCGCCGUGUCUUCUACCAAGGCAGUACUGACCACAGAGGAACUCCUGAGAAUCCUGGAAGAACGGUCACUUUGGAACCUGCUGACGGUGAAAUCUGUUGGGGAGCUGCAUACAAGAUCUCCAAGGAAGAGGACAAAGAAAAUGCUAUAAAUCAUUUAGAAGUGCGGGAGAAACAGUAUGACCAGAAAGCUUACGUUGAUUUCUUCACAGACCCUACAGCCACAACUCCUGCAGUCUCUGGAGUAAUGCUAUACAUUGCAUCUGCAGACAAGAAUACUAACCAAAACUAUUUGGGGCCUGCAUCUAUUGAAGAUAUUGCUAAACAAAUUGUGCAAGCUGAAGGCCCAUCAGGACCUAACAGAGACUACCUUUUCCAACUUGAAAAGGCUCUUCUUGAGUUUGGAUGCAAAGACGAGCACGUAAUUAAUAUUGCAAAUGAAGUCAGACGCAUUGUUUCAGAGUUGGAGCAGCUUUCUACCCAAUCUAAAUCCUAAAGUCCAUUUCCUGUUGAGUGAUUUUUCAAGCCAUGAUCCUCAGGCUGACACAUUUUUUUUUUUUCAUUGAUAAGGUCCAAUCAAUGCUGGGGCGACUCAUAAACAGUUUCAUUCAUGUGUCUUAUCUUUACAUUUUAAUCGUUCAAAGCACCUACCCACCGUAUUUAUCAUCAUUUGUUUCCUUUAUAUUGAAUAAUAAAUCAGUCUCUUGGAUCUAA
This is a messenger RNA of Mangifera indica (mango), 917 nucleotides long. Its product is annotated as gamma-glutamylcyclotransferase 2-3. Gene Ontology annotation, molecular function: glutathione specific gamma-glutamylcyclotransferase activity; gamma-glutamylcyclotransferase activity. Gene Ontology annotation, cellular component: cytoplasm. The record is from RefSeq and is a predicted model, not a curated record. NCBI's taxonomy places the organism in Eukaryota, Viridiplantae, Streptophyta, Magnoliopsida, Sapindales, Anacardiaceae. Gene Ontology annotation, biological process: glutathione catabolic process. Bases 118 to 699 code for a protein of 193 amino acids. The transcript has 8 exons.